GGUCUAGGGGGGAUAGGAGGGGCCAUGUGGACGUUGGGCGGGGCCCGGGCGAUCCGGGCCUCAGGGUGGACGAGCUUGUUCCGCCUGAAAGCUUUCGUCAUGGUGGGCCCCGUGGUGUACCUGGUGGCAGCGGCUCUGCUUGUCGGCCUUAUCUUUUUCCUGACUCGCAGCAGGGGCCGGGCAACAGCAGCUGGCCAGGAGUCGUUGCACAAUGAGGAGCAGCCUGUAGUAGCAGGCUCAGUGGCCCAGCCUCAGCCCCUGGACCCCGAGGAGCAGAGAGCAGGGGGCAGGCCCCGGCGCCGGAGGGACCUGGGCAGCCGCCUGCAGGCCCAGCGUCGAGCUCAGCGUAUUGCCUGGGCAGAGGUGGAUGAGAAUGAGGAGGAGGCCAUCAUCCCAGCCCAAGAGGAAGAAGGUAUCGAGAAGCCAGUGGAAAGUCACCUGUCAGGGAAAAUUGGAGCCAAGAAACUACGGAAGUUAGAGGAGAAACAGGCGCGAAAAGCCCAGCGUGAGGCAGAGGAGGCUGAACGUGAGGAGCGGAAACGCCUUGAGUCCCAGCGUGAGGCAGAAUGGAAGAAAGAGGAGGAGCGCCUUCGCCUGGAGGAGGAACAAAAGGAGGAGGAAGAGAGGAAGGCCCGGGAGGAGCAGGCCCAGCGGGAACAUGAGGAGUACCUGAAACUGAAGGAGGCCUUCGUGGUGGAGGAGGAAGGUGUGGGUGAGACCAUGACUGAGGAACAGUCCCACAGCUUCCUGACAGAGUUCAUCAACUACAUAAAGCAGUCCAAGGUCGUGCUCUUGGAAGACCUGGCUUCCCAGGUGGGCCUACGGACUCAGGACACCAUAAACCGCAUCCAAGACCUGCUGGCUGAGGGGGCUCUGACAGGUGUGAUUGACGACAGGGGCAAGUUCAUCUACAUAACCCCCGAGGAACUGACUGCUGUGGCUAACUUCAUCCGACAGCGGGGCCGGGUGUCCAUCACCGAACUUGCGCAGGCCAGCAACUCCCUCAUCGCCUGGGGCCAGGAGCCCCCUGUCCAGGCCCCAGCUUGACCUAGCCCUUCCCUUUUGGACUGGGAGCUGGUACAGCCUACCUGGCCAUACGUCUUGGUCCCUCCCCACCAUCCUGGGGGAGAGAUGGAAUGUGGCCAGGCAGUUACAGAUUAAAGACCUGUGAGCACUGCUAAGCUUGGUGUGGCUUGGUAUGACAGAAGGCCUGGCCUGAGAUCCCAGAUGAGCAAGUGAAGCCUAGUCCUCAAAUUAUAUCCAGGGUGGGUGGGGGUGGGAGGAGCCCUGUGGUGAAAGUCCCAUUCUUAUGCAUUCAUUCAUUUAAAAAGAAUAUUGAGCAUUUACUGUGUUCCUUUGUACCCUACAAAGAUGAGUUCUUUCUCUCCCUGCCUCAGAGCAACCUUCCCAGAGCAAAAGUGAGUAACCUUAGGGCCACAUCUCCCCUAACUGGGGAGGAAGGUCUCACUGUUGCUUACAUGGAUGGAUUCAGGAGCCCUACAGAGUACUGAGAGCCCUUAAGGAGAAGAGUGAAGUGCCAAGGAUAGAAUCCUAAGGGACAUCGGCCUUUAAGAGGGAGGGAAGGGCAGUCAGGGAGGGAGAGAGGCUGGGCAGGUGGAAGGAAGCGGGGAACCUACUUGAGCUGGAAGGAAUUGUACAGUGGAGAGAUGUGCUUCCUACAGUCCAUCGCAUGAAUUUAGCUCUGCAUCCUCAACAAAGUUUAAAUGGUGUGGGCGAUUCCACCCACCGGUGGAUGUAAGGACCAUAUGCUCAGGAGUGGGUGUGAGAUGGGAGAUGUGUGUCUCCUGUAGGGUCAGUCACUCUAGUUCCUGUAGGCUGUUCAUGGCGUGUGCAUCCUGCUGUGCUGAGGGUGAGGCAUGUAUUUAAAGGUGUAUUUUUUAUGCAACAUUGCCCCUAAACAUAAACCACCUACUUCCUCUCGUGCCUGGUAGAGGAGGCAGCUUUCUGUUCUCACCCUGAAGGAAACCGUGUGGAUGAUUAUGGGGAGACAGGACAUUAGACUUUAGGGUGGAGCCUUCCUGAGUGUUGUCAAGGAUGAUUUUGACUCAUUUGGUGCCAUAAGCAUUAACUAUAGUACCUAAAUUCCAAGUGAGGUCUGACUCUGCUGCUUCCGUCAGCAGCAGGCACUUGGGAGUCGCCUGGAGUUAGGAAGGGCCACGUGCACUGCCUGGGAGCCCGUAAUCCAGUAGGAGAGAGAAGGAACAGAUAUAGGUACCAUUAGUGUCAGAACGAAAUAUAAAAUUACAAAGGGAAAAGGGGGCUUACAGUCUGAGUGAUGGAUGGUUCUGGGCCCUGGUUGCCCAUUGGAAGCACCUGGGGAGUUGUGAACAGUCUCAUGCCAGAUUGCAUUCUGUCUGGACUAGGGGAAUCAGAAUAAGACCCCACCAGAAAGGGCUUCUUACAGAGCAAGGUCUCUUCCGUCCUUUCCCUCACUUGUCCUUAGCCACUGCCAUCCAGGUGGCAGGAUGACUAGGAGUCUUAGCACCUGCAUUCCACCCUCAGGACACAGUCCACAGGCCAAGAGUGAGGAAAAGGAAAUUCCCUUUCUCACAUCCUGGAAGCUUUCGAAAACCCUUUAUGUCCCACUUAGUGUGGAGGAAAAAAACCUGUGACCCUGUGUGCAUUAUUUAGUGAUCAACCUACUAAUCUAAUAAAUUUAUCAAAUGGGCAGUUCUUGAAAUAGUGAUUAACAUGUUUCUAAAUAUGUAUAAAGCGCUUUCACAAUUAGUACAUGAAAACUUUCAGGUUUAACCACUUGUAAUUUCUCAAGCAUUUAAACAGUUAUUACUUAAAUACUUCUAAGCAUUUAAAUCCCCCAAAUUUAAUACAUGAAAUUAUUUUAAAUGCUUUUACAUCUCAGAAAGUAGACCUGGUGUUAAAACAAUGACAUUACUGAUCUAUGUGUGUGAUACUGAAACUGAUUAUAAACAUUUCAAUAUCAUGAUUUA
Molecule: messenger RNA, 2969 nt
Organism: Felis catus (domestic cat)
Lineage: Eukaryota; Metazoa; Chordata; Mammalia; Carnivora; Felidae
Gene: DDRGK1
Product: DDRGK domain containing 1
Exons: 9
Coding region: 25-1047 (340 amino acids)
Source: RefSeq, a predicted model, not a curated record